AUGGGACGAAAGCCCAAUCCGCUCAUCCUCGAAUACUUUGUCCGCGGGGCUAAACUCAACGACAACAGUAACCGCUACCAGCACACCUGCAAAAGAUGUGGCGAGAAUUUUCCCAAGGGUCGCAUCGAUAGCCUGACGACUCACAUCACCAAGAAAUGCCCCGCCAUUUCCGACUCGGAUCGUAUGCGAGCCUGCCUCGAGCUUCACGGCAUUACUACUGCCCGUGCUGCCGCUGCCGAACGACAUAAUAAUGGAAAUGGCCCUCGAGGCGCGCGCGCUGUUCCCUCCAACGUCUUGCCACAGGAAUGGAGUGCCUUGGAGACUCUGGCUGAAGCCUCAAGACAGGUUGAUCUUAACGAGAACAAUCGUGUGCUACCCAAAGGGCAAGAUGCGACCUCUAAUGCCGACACCACUUUUGUGAACGGGAGAUUCGAAGUACAGGAACAAUUUACCCUUGAAAACCCACCGGCGGGGUAUGAGGAGCGCGCCCAUUCCUCAACAACUGCCAAACGGCCCACCAACGAGACUGAGUCUGACCAAGCGAAUGCUUCUAAGAUGGACUUUGGCUUGGAUGUCUCUCAUGUGUCACCAAAUGGUGUAGAAUUGUCGGCCGAAGAGAGGCUGCAGGCACUGUUACCUGCUACCGACUCCUCUCCCGACGCGUCAAAUAUUUCUGUCGCCGCAGCAGCCGCAGCUCGUCUGAACCCAUCUUUUCUCGAUCCUCAAUUAGUGGAGAGCGAGGUUUCCUCAACCACGCCAUCUGCCGCUGAAGCUCAACCUUUCGUUGAGGUUCCUUCACCUACCACGAACGACGCGAAUGCCGCCCAGCCUUGGGGUGAAAUGACGUACCUCGCGGCCACUGCCGCUGUUCCGCUUCUCGUGGAGCAUCAUACACCACCUGCGCCUCUAAAUAGAGGAGGUGUGCGCAUGGACACUAGCGAUGCUUCUAUGCUGGGUAGAUCCCGCCAUGCUCGGUCUCGAUUCACGCCAGCGCGCCGCAAGGAGGUCCAGGAGGUUCGAAAAAUCGGCGCUUGCAUUCGAUGCCGAAUUCUCCGCAAGAAUUGUGGACAGGGAAAUCCUUGCGAUACCUGUAGGAAAGUCUUAGCUCCGCGAGUGUGGAGGACGGGCUGUGUUCGCACGCGAUUGCACGAGCAGCUUGAUCUGUACUCAGCCGGGGUGCAAGUGGUGCUGUCUCAGAAUCGUAUCAAUCUUCUGAAAGGGCAACUACAACUUACCAACAACGGAAGUGUCAUUGAAGUCUCUCAUUUUCCCGAAGCAGAGAAGCGCAUCGUUCUCGGAACAAUGGAGGCACUCCUGGAGCCAAACGGGAGUCAAGCCGAAGCUAGAAACAGCACGGAACCUUUCCGACAAGCAAUCAUGAUUGACCAAGAAACGGAAGACAUUCCUAGCAAAAUUGAGUCAUAUAUGCGAGACGUUCUGCCCUUAUUUAUAGAGCGCGAACCCUCAAAAUUCACCCGCAUCACGCUCGAGUCCGCUCUGGAGCAGCAAGCCCUCGAGGAAGAUGACCUCUUGAGCAAGGCGCUCGAGCUGUGGGGUCUAGUCGAGAGUAUAGACCGCGAGAGGCAAUGGACGAUUCUGGAGCGCCCGGCCGAGGAGAAUACCGAUGCGCGGUGGAUCAACGAGGCGCAAAACGAAAACGAUGCCGACAUUUACACCAUGAUUUGCAUGCAGCUCAACGCCGCGGCUGAGCGCAAAGCAAACAGCACUUCAAAGAGCCUACUCAACCAUAUGGACCGCCUGCUCACCGACAGCAAGACCAAGGUCGGCUUCAAAAUGUUCCUCACGGCUCUCAUCUUCCUCAACUGCGUGGAAAAGUCCACGUGGGCCUUCAAGGCCUGGGAGCAGGACCACCUGCGGCCCGGCUGGCCACUGGAGCGCGACCCCAGCGUCUUUGCCCAGCAGGGCGGCAACCUCGCCGGCCUGCUCAAGAUGCUGCUCGCCAUCCGCAAGUCGCUGCCCCAGACGAUGCGCGACGACAACGGCAAGCUCGUCGCGCAGAGCCAAGACCCUGCCAUCGUCGCCUACUUCCAAAAACUCGAUUUAGAGUAUGUACUAGAUGAUUCUAUCGAAUCUCGGCAAAAAGGCUCCCAGUUCUCUCCCGCCGACUCUCGAUCACUGGAACUCAUGUUUUGUUCCCACCUUCUUCUUCCAAACUCAACGGUAUAG
Messenger RNA from Cordyceps militaris CM01, 2187 nucleotides. RefSeq lists its product as uncharacterized. Gene Ontology annotation, molecular function: zinc ion binding; DNA-binding transcription factor activity, RNA polymerase II-specific. The coding region runs from base 1 to 2187 and encodes 728 amino acids. The record is from RefSeq and is a predicted model, not a curated record. Lineage: Eukaryota; Fungi; Ascomycota; Sordariomycetes; Hypocreales; Cordycipitaceae. The transcript is spliced from 2 exons. Gene Ontology annotation, biological process: regulation of DNA-templated transcription.